Molecule: messenger RNA, 546 nt
Organism: Saprolegnia parasitica CBS 223.65
Lineage: Eukaryota; Oomycota; Saprolegniomycetes; Saprolegniales; Saprolegniaceae
Exons: 4
Biological process (GO): heme biosynthetic process
Cellular component (GO): cytosol
Molecular function (GO): uroporphyrinogen decarboxylase activity
Source: RefSeq, a predicted model, not a curated record
UAUCCGGAAGCCGCCCACGAAGCGCUCGCGGCCAUCACGGACGUGUGCGUGCGCUACCUCAUCGCUCAGUACGAGGCCGGCGCGCAGGCGCUCCAGGUCUUUGAGAGCGUUGGCGCCGAGUACUUGACGCAGGAGCACUAUUACGAGUUUGCCUUUCCGUACCUGGCCGAGAUUGCCGAGCGAGUGCGCGCGGCCGUGCCCGCGUCCGUGCCGCUCGUCGGCUUCUCGAAAGGCACGCAGUACGCGUACGAAAAGCUCUCGCACACCAAGUACGAUUGCCUCAGCCUCGACUGGCAGAGCGACCCCGCGACCGUCCGCGCCCAAGUCGGCGGCCGCGUGUCGCUCCAGGGCAACCUCGACUCGUCUGCGAUUUACGCGGCGCCCGAGGUCAUUCGUGACGAGGUUGGCAAGAUGCUGACCAAGUUUGGCACGCAAGGCUACGUGGCCAACCUCGGCCACGGCUGCGCGCCCGACUUUAGCCCCGAGCACGUCGACACGUUCAUCAAGUCGGUGCAGCAGCUCUCGCUCGACAUGAACUCGGCCUAA